AUGGCGGAAGGGGAGCCAUCGUAUAUCGACUACGAGGCCUUCCUCGACCCCGACUUCUCUCCGGCUAGCUUUGCCAAUACUCUUGUCUUGAGCACCAACAAUGCCACCGACACGCCACUCGAUCUAUCUACUCCACUCUCCCGAGUCCUCUUCGACCUGCAAGAAAUCGAUACCCACAUCCACACCCUCACCACAAAGUCCGCACUGCCCCUAUUAUCACACACCCAAGGCCAGACCGAGGCCGCAGAACGGGUCCUGAAGGAGGCAGGGACACAAAUCACCUCCGUGACUCAAGGGUACGAGCGAUUGGAACAGGAGGUGGUGCAGAAAUGGAAGGCAGCAGAUGAAGCGCGCAUCGCUGCGGAGAACUCUUUGGCUACGGUCCGGCUGACACGGGCCGUUGGGCGUUGUCUGACGCUGGGUCGGCAGCUGGAGAGUCAGGUUGGAGAAAUCACGGGCAGAGGCACCGGUCAACCAUCCACAACGGGGGCUGAUGGAGCCCCGCCAGUGAGAGAGGGAUUCCGGGCGCUGGAGCGGGCGGCUUAUACAAUCUUGAACCUGCGUCAGAUGUUCUCAGCUGAAACGGAAGAUGACGAGGGUUAUGGACUGGAACGGGUCAAGGUGAUGCGCACGUUGCGGAACGAGUUUGUGAUCCCAGCCGAAAACAUGGUCAAAGCAAGGGCGCAACAAACUAUCAACCGAUUCUCCUUGACAAGUCCAAUGGCCCCAUCCAACGGCCAUGCGCCGGUUCCCUCGAGCUACAAGCAAGUCCGUGAUGCGCGGGCACGCCUAGGUCCCGCCGCCGCAACUCUAUAUCUUCUCUCCCCUAUUCCAAAGGGUGGCGCAACUGUAUCCGAGUACAAGCCGGAGCUUCUGCUCUCGACGUUGCAAGGCUACAUGCACACGGCCAUUAUGACCUCGGUAAACAGUCUCGCCAGGGCACUCUCGCAGCUACCCGCGAUGGACCGAACUCUGAACGAAGUUGCUUCCCGAUGCCAAGAUAUCGCUGCGUUGGAGUCCUUCCUCAGGAACCUUCGCGCACCAACCCAUCCUCUUCUGGUAUCUAGCCCUGGCGAUGGAUCCCAAGGGGUCACGGAGGCUGCAGGAAAUGCAAAUAAGACCAACUUGCUCCAGCCCCUACUGAAUGCCCUCGACACCUCGUCACUACCUUCAUAUUACUGGCGUUCGCUCGCAUCUUCGCUCACGUCACGCGUUCAAGAAAUCAUCGGUCGAGGCGGUGUCUCCGCUCGGACAUUGCGAUCCAACCGUGAUCGUCUCAAGACGGAAAUUAAAGAGUGUGUUCUACGUGCUUCGCAGGUGUCUGCUGCCAGCCUACUAGCCGAAAAGGGCCGCUCUGGCACGGAUAAUGUAAGUGUGGGCAACUGGGAGCGCGAAGCUGCCGUGAUGGUGAGCUCGGUAGUCGGCCCACUGGGCAGGUGA
Penicillium cataractarum is the source of this 1440-nucleotide messenger RNA. Its product is annotated as putative Golgi transport complex component Cog5. Lineage: Eukaryota; Fungi; Ascomycota; Eurotiomycetes; Eurotiales; Aspergillaceae. Gene Ontology annotation, cellular component: COG complex. The transcript has a single exon. The coding region runs from base 1 to 1440 and encodes 479 amino acids. Gene Ontology annotation, biological process: intra-Golgi vesicle-mediated transport. The record is from RefSeq and is a predicted model, not a curated record.